UGCAUUCAAUUACUUCGACUAAAAACAACCCAAGUCCCAACUAACCUUAGAUCCACCAGCUUCAUCUUCUUCUUCCCACUUGUUCACAGCCUCUGCAAUUUUCUAGGGUUAGGGUUUUGCAAAGCUAUUUGAAUCAUAUAACAUUGUAUGAUCAUUAAUAGUUCUGUAUAGAAAGUAUUGUUGUGUAUAAUUUUGUAGUGAAUUAUAAGGUAUAGAUCAUAAAUCACAAUGCAAUCAAAAACUCAAAUUUUAGCUCCAGGUCUAAAUCUCUUUCCGAACCUUAAACCCCCAAACAAAACUCUAACUUUUCACCAAAUCUCAGUACUAAUCUUAACUUUUCUUGCUUAUGCUUCAUUUCAUGCCUCUAGAAAACCUCCUAGCAUUGUCAAGAGCGUCCUUGGACCCAAGAUCAACUCAAAUCCAUCCACAAUUGACUCCACUGUGAACUUGCGUGAAUCCAAUUCGAGCUCGAUUGAUACGGGUUGGGCUCCUUUUGAUGGUCCAGAAGGAACCCAGCGGUUAGGCGAACUCGAUCUCGCAUUUCUUUUGUCUUAUUCGAUUGGUAUGUAUUUCGCCGGCCAUGUUGGUGAUCGGAUCGAUUUGAGGCUGUUUUUAGUGUUUGGAAUGAUGGGUAGUGGUAUUAUGACGAUAAUAUUUGGUUUAGGCUAUUGGUUUAGUAUCCAUGUUCUCUGGUUCUAUGUUAGUGUUCAAAUUGUUUGUGGGAUUAUUCAAUCAAUUGGGUGGCCUUGUGUGGUGGCAGUUGUGGGAAACUGGUUUGGAAAAUCUAAGAGAGGUUUGAUCAUGGGGGUUUGGAAUUCACACACCUCUGUGGGGAACAUUAUUGGAUCAGUUGUAGCAUCUGGGGUCUUGGAAUUUGGAUGGGGUUGGUCUUUUAUGGUGCCUGGAAUGUUGGUCAUUUUAGUUGGGGUUUUUGUGUUUUUCUUUCUUGUUGUGAGUCCUGAUGAUUUGGGAUUUGAGCCUAUUGGUAAGGAGAUUGAGAUGAGUGUGGAAGAGGGUGGUAAUGUGGAUAAUUCUGUGGAGAAAGUGGAGUCAGAGAAAGCUGGGCUUCUCCAUCAAGCUGAGAAUUCUGAUUCUCUUGUUACUGAGAAUUCUGAUACUCUUCAAGCGGAGAAUUCUGAUUCUUUAGCUGCAAUUGGUUUCUUGGAUGCGUGGAGGCUACCCGGCGUGGCACCCUUUGCUUUCUGUCUCUUCUUCUCCAAGCUGGUGGCUUACACUUUCCUAUACUGGUUGCCUUUCUACAUAAGACACACAGCCAUUGCAGGUGUACAUUCCUCCCACAAAACUGCGGGAAUUCUCUCUACAAUAUUUGAUAUAGGAGGGGUCUGUGGAGGGAUUUUGGCAGGUUUAAUCUCUGAUGUAAUUGAAGCUCGUGCCCUUACUUCUAUAGUAUUCUUGUUACUAUCAAUUCCAGCCCUUGUUUUCUACCGGGUUUAUGGAGGCCUUUCCAUGAUUGCCAACAUAUGUUUGAUGUUCCUUUCUGGGUUGCUUGUAAAUGGCCCGUAUGCACUCAUAACAACAGCCGUUGCAGCUGAUCUUGGUACUCAGACCAUGAUAGGAGGAAACUCUCGUGCAUUAGCUACUGUGACUGCAAUCAUAGAUGGAACUGGUUCUGUUGGGGCAGCUCUUGGACCACUUUUGGCUGGGUAUAUUUCCACCAAAGGAUGGAACAGUGUUUUUCUAAUGCUAAUUCUUUCAGUCUUCUUUGCAAGUUUGUUCUUGAUUCGUAUUGCAAGAACUGAGAUUAAAGGGAAGUUGAGCGAAGGAAAAUGGUCUUGGAAUAGUGUAGGCACACAUUGAGUUUGGAUUUUUUAAAGGUUCCACCUAAUGUUUGUAUUUCAUUUUGGAAAGAGCACAAUUAUAAAGUUGCUCAAGCCAUAUUUUUGUAAUUUUUUUGUAUCUUAUUCUUUACUCACAUGUUAUCAGGUUUCAUAUACAUGUAUAAAAAUAGCUGCUGAAUAAAAUUCAUCCACUUCUAUUUGGUUUCGGAUAAACAUUUUCGUU
Molecule: messenger RNA, 2022 nt
Organism: Humulus lupulus (European hop)
Lineage: Eukaryota; Viridiplantae; Streptophyta; Magnoliopsida; Rosales; Cannabaceae
Product: putative glycerol-3-phosphate transporter 5
Exons: 2
Coding region: 229-1818 (529 amino acids)
Biological process (GO): phosphate ion homeostasis; transmembrane transport
Cellular component (GO): membrane
Molecular function (GO): transmembrane transporter activity
Source: RefSeq, a predicted model, not a curated record